AACGUUUAUAGUCUACCUCUAACUUUUACAGGUUUUUUUAAAAUUUAUCCACAAAAAAAAAAAAAAAUGAAGCUUUUACAAAAUAUGACGUUUGAGUCUUUAAGCUCUUCGCUUUCAGUAUCUGGAGAAAGUAUCAACAUACAGGCUAGUAUUGAGAGUUAUUCAUGUAAAAUGACUACUAAUGAUAAAAGACUAUAUAAAGAACUUAACAUGCAUGGCCAUAGUCCCAAAGAUUUAGAGGCUUUGGCUCCUUCUGAGUCUCAAGUGCAAAAGAACAGUGUUUCUCCACAAUCAACAUUUCAAUCUCGCAGUCGUUUAUCAAGUACUGAUGAAGAUUCCUCUAAUAUAGUUUUAGUUAUGAACAGAAAAAUGUUGUUUACUUUAAUAUCAACUUUGAAUGCAUCAUUUCCAGAUUAUGAGUUUUCCCAUGUGAAAUCAGAAGAGUUUAGCAGAGAACCAGAUUUGCCUUGGGUUAUUAACAAUGUUAACUCCCUCUUGUCUACAGCUAUGGGUGAAGAAUUUGCAAUUUUAAGUACUGAUAUGUGGAAAGCUAUUAAUGAUGAGAUUAACUUACAAAAUUGUCAGAUAUACAGCUACCAUCCUGAUAUGGAAACUGAUCCGUUUGGAGAAGAGGGAAGUGUUUGGUCUUUUAACUACUUCUUUUUUAACAAGCAAAUAAAGAGAAUUGUUUUCUUUAAGUGCACAGGAUUAAGAUUGAGUGGUGAUGCAUCAGAUUACAUUGACGAUAACUGCAACCUUUUUCAAAUGGAUGUUUGUAAUGAGAUAGAGAACACUGCGUGGGAUUAAGUACUUUUUGUCUUAAUUUCUUGGGAUGCAUCAUUUAUAUGAGCUCAUCAGUUGAAUUAUGUCAUCAGUUGAAUGAUGACAGUAUUAAUGUUUGUAAGAAACCUGUCUUAGAUUGUUGAGUUUUUAAAACCGAUAACAAGGUUUGUUGAUGAUUUAUAUACGGUAUAAAUAAUACUUAUAUUUAUUUCUUUGAAAUACGAUUUUAACAAAGCAAAUAAGUAGAUAAACGCUAUGCAAUAAAUCCUAUCAUUGUGUAUCUUUUUAUUUGUUGUGUAUCUGUUGUAUACUCUUGUUGUGUAUCUAACAAUUGUAUAUCCUAUAACGGUACAAUUGUUUGUCAUAGCAUUUUACAUUUUACUAGCAGUAUUUUCUUUUUCUUU
This is a messenger RNA of Hydra vulgaris (swiftwater hydra), 1187 nucleotides long. RefSeq names its product repressor of RNA polymerase III transcription MAF1 homolog. Gene Ontology annotation, cellular component: nucleus. The record is from RefSeq and is a predicted model, not a curated record. Gene Ontology annotation, biological process: negative regulation of transcription by RNA polymerase III. Gene Ontology annotation, molecular function: RNA polymerase III core binding. Lineage: Eukaryota; Metazoa; Cnidaria; Hydrozoa; Anthoathecata; Hydridae.